CUGAUCAUUCAUUCUCUCUCAGAGCCCGAUGUGAUCAAAAACCUCAACGUCACCAAGGUCUCAGAAACAAACAUCUCCCUGACCUGGUCCGCUCCUGAGGGCAACCGUGACUUCUACUACAUUCAGGUGAGGGGUCAACCUCAUCUGAAAAUGACCACACACACAGAGAGCGCCGUGGUCAAAGGCCUGAUACCGGGGGGGAACUACAUAUUUGAGGUCAACGCCAAAGUGGAGGACGAGUCCAUCGAGGGAGACCCACUGAACAUCUCCUCCUACACCAAGCCAGGAAAGGUGUCAAACUUAAACGCGUCUGAUCCUACUACUGACUCUGUCCACCUCCAAUGGGAGCCGCCUGCAGGGAAUAUCUCUGGGUUUAGAGUGGACGUCUUCAAUGAAGAAAACGUCAAUAUCAAAACGCUGAUCAACAUAAACGCGAACAAGACAAGUCUAAGGGUGACGGCGUUGCCGCCAGGCGCCAAGCUCUGGAUGAGCGUGGUAGCACUGGUGCCCGACGCAUUUGUGAAAGGAGAGCCCAGCACCGUGAUGGCCUUCACCAGUCCAGGUGACGUUGCUGACUUAGAGUUGGUCCCUGCUGCGUACACCAUCAAGGUGACCUGGACAGCUCCCGAGGGCAACUACGAGACUUUCAGCGUUCAGCUCAAUCUAACCGCCUUGGAACAGGAAGUCGAAAAAAAGGAGCAAAACGCCAGUCCUCUCUCCUUCACGGGACUGAAGGCAGGAGCCGAAUAUACAGUGACAGUCACCACUCUGAAUGGGUAUCUCAAGAGCCAACCAAGGAACAGAAGAGUUUUCACUCUUCCUGUCCCACCGGAACCAGCCAAAAUCGACAACUUCACUGAGAGUAAUAUCACCCUGUCAUGGGGAGCCCCCAAGGCAUCCCAAGGCGUAGAACUGACGUACCUGGUCAAAUACACCACUCAAUUCUGGAAUUUGACAAAGACUGAGACUGUGAAGAAUGCCACCACCUAUAUAUUUCAUGGGUUGCAUGCUGGGACCAACUACGACUUCGAAGUACGAGUGAAGGCGGGAACUCAGGAAAGCAGUCCGGUCACAGUAUCAUGGAUGACAACUCCUAAUAAGAGGGUUCUGACUAUUACCAUGAAGUGUUCCUCCAGCAAACCCCUCUCCUGUGAGGACAACCACACACAGUCAGAGGUCCUGUCAAAGUUGCGGGAGCAUUUCCGCAAGGAGUUCUACAAGAAGAUAAAUAUUGUGUUCUGGGAGCUGGACUGGAGAGAGGCAUAAUAUCUCACACAAGCUUGACCAAAUACUACUACUUUAAUACACAUUUAAGUGAAUUUGUCACAACACUUUUGGUCCCCUAAAAUGGGGGUACUAUAUACAAAAUGUGCUGUAAUUUCUGAACGGUUCACCCGAUAUAAAUUAAAAUACACUCAAAUUAAAGAUGAAAGUCUCACAACCUCGUAGUCACUGUAUCAUUUCAAAUCCAAAGUGCUGGAUUACAGAGCCAAAACAAAAA
Molecule: messenger RNA, 1501 nt
Organism: Salvelinus sp. IW2-2015
Lineage: Eukaryota; Metazoa; Chordata; Actinopteri; Salmoniformes; Salmonidae
Product: receptor-type tyrosine-protein phosphatase eta-like
Exons: 7
Coding region: 151-1266 (371 amino acids)
Molecular function (GO): protein binding
Source: RefSeq, a predicted model, not a curated record